AUCAAUGAUAACAUCACAGAAAUUGAUAAUAAUAUUGCUACUGAUAAUUUAAUAUUGCCUACAAAUUCAUGCUGUAAUAAUAAUGUAAAUGUCAAUAUUCCAUACGACAAUGAGUUAGUAGAUAGUUUAAUAUUGCCUAUAAAUUCAUGUUGUAAUAAUGAUAUAAAUGUCAAUGUUCCAAAUAAUGAGUUAUUUAAUAAUAAUGUCGAAGAAUUACUGAAUAAUAUUGAGUGCAAUAAUAAUGAAAAUAAUAUAUCGUUAACCUCAAAAUUAGCUGUAUGGGCUGUAAAAGAUAAUAUAACAAUAUCGGCGUUAGGAAAUUUACUUCCUAUAACACGAGAAAUACCGGGAUGUAGCAAUAUUCCAAAAGAUGCAAGAACAGUACUAAAAACACCUAGUAAAAUAAUUGUAACACCUUUAGGUUCCGGGACAUAUUUUUAUUUUGGUAUAGAAAAAACGAUAAAUUUAUUUUGUAUAAAUCAUAAAAUCAACUUAGAACGAGAUGAAGAGUUUUUAUUAGCUGUCAAUACUGAUGGUUUACCGUUAAGCAAAAGUUCGAAUAGUUCAUUUUGGCCUAUUUUAUGCUCAAUCAAAUCAAUAAAAGUUCUUAUAAACCACAUAUUUUUAGUUGCUUUAUAUCAUGGUUCGGAAAAACCAAAAUCUGCUAAUGAUUUUUUUAAAGAUUUUGUAAAUGAAUGUAUUCAUCUAACAACUAAUGGCAUAUUAAUAAAUUCUUUUCGAUACAAAUUCAGAAUUUUAAUGUUAAUUUGUGAUUCUCCAGCGAAAUCAUUUGCUUUAUUUAUUAAAGGUCAUACAGGCCAUUUUUCAUGCACAAAAUGUGAAGAAGAGGGUGAAAUGUUUAAUCAUGUAUUAUGUUUUACGGAGACAGAACGUUUUUACAAAAGAACUGAUCAUACAUUUAGAACUACUGCUCAACCGGAACAUCAUAUUGGCAAAAGUGGUAUGAAAAGGCUCCUUUGUCAUAAACGGUAUGGAUGGAUUUAUGGUAAACCACCCCAUAAAUUACGAGCUCGCGAUGUAAAUAAAAUUUCAGAAAAUCUUCUAAAAUUAAAGCAAUACGUUCCUUAUGAGUUUUCUAGAAAAACACGUUCUAUAAUUGAGUGUAAGAGAUAUAAAGCCACAAAAUAUAGAUUCUUUUUGCUCUAUUCUGGUCCUAUAGUUUUGAAAAAGGUUUUAUCAUCUAAAAUUUAUAAUAAUUUUAUAACAUUAAGUCUUGCUAGUUCUAUAAUGAUAAGUCAAUGUUAUUCAAGAAAUAAAGAUUAUGUAAUAUAUGCUCACAGUUUGAUGAAACACUUUGUCUGUCAGUCUAUUAAAAUUUACGGUCCGGAUUUUGUAUCACACAACAUACAUAACUUUUUGCAUUUAAGCGACUGUGUAAAAUUAUAUGGUUCACUUGACAAUUUUAGCGCUUUUCCUUUUAAAAAUUAUAUGCAACAAUUAAAGAAGAAAGUUCGUAAAUCAGCUCAGCCUUUACAGCAAGUUAUACAUCGCGUGCUUGAGGAAAGUAAUAUUGCUCAACAUAACUUUAAUAAUAUUAAAAAUGAUUCUUUUACCGAACUAUCGAUAGAACAUUUUAACGGUCCUUUAACAAAGAAUUGCACAUCUCCACAAUAUAGAAGAUUACAGACAAAUAAUUAUUAUUUAAAUAUUUCGAAUAAUGCUGAUAAAUUUGUAGAAUUAAAGAAUAAUGUUAUUGUGAAAAUUAAAAAUUUUGCUUUUUGUGAAAACGCUAUAUGUUUAUUAGGAUACACAUAUAAUAAGCAUGAUAAUUUUUACUCAAAACCGUGUUCAUCAUCUUUAUUUAAUGUUCAAUAUAUAAAGAAAGAAAAUAACUCACUUGAAGUAUGGAAUAUUGACUUCAUCAAAAGAAAAUUAGUAGUGUUACCUUACAAAAACAAGCUUGUUUCAUUUCCAUUGUUACAUAUGUAA
Molecule: messenger RNA, 1950 nt
Organism: Nylanderia fulva
Lineage: Eukaryota; Metazoa; Arthropoda; Insecta; Hymenoptera; Formicidae
Source: RefSeq, a predicted model, not a curated record